AUGUCUCAUUCGGAACCAGAUGAUAGGGGCGACACCAGUUCAAAAAUAGAUAAGGUCACCUUGGAGCUUGCCAAUCUGGAUCACCAGUACUGUGAUGCACUGUGGUCAACAUACCGACCAGAUGAAAAUGAUGAGAUGGCCGAUGAACUGAUUGGGAGAACGGAACUAAUUGACGAACUAGAAUCAAGCCUUCUCCCUUCAAUUAGAGACCAGAUCACUUCUCUCUUGCUCCGACUCGACCUACAGAAUUUGGGGAAGCAGCUGAAUGCCAACCUUGACUCAAUUUCGGAACUCGCAUCAAAGAUUGAUCAGACUCUGGAAAAAGCAACCUCUGCCGUCCAAUCCGUUUCCAACUACUUUGAAGGAUACGCCGAUGGCCGGAAUUUGGGACAAUGUAAAAGCUUCAGAUGUGGUCGAUUGCACACGAAACUCAGAACUAUCAUCGUAACUUAUCUCUGUCCACUCUUCCGAAGCGCUGGGAUAUUUAUGCGAUACUGGGACCUCUUACGCAAAGAUCCAGAAAACUCGGAGUACCGACAGGAAAUGGUCGUAUGGAUAGGAGAAACAUACAGAUUGGCGAAUAUUUGCUAUGGUUUAACGGACAAGGCAAUCAAAUGGUUAAAAAACUCCGACUUAGCUAUGCUACAAGAAGAUUGGCUAGAGGCAGGAGAAAUGGUUGAUAGACUGGAAGAUCUAACAAAAAUUAGCGCUGAUCCGACGAAUGACUUAAAAGUCGAUUCCGAACAAGGCUCAAUACAUGAACUCGAUUCCGAAGAGGACUCCAUUUAUUCUGGAGUCGAUUUCCAUUAUGACUCGAUCACAAAAAACAUGACUCCAAGACAACGUUCCAGAUGGACCGUUGUUUACCCUAGACCCAGAGAUCAAUUCAAAGACCCUGCAGCUGCUAAGUCAAGGCCCAACUGA
Messenger RNA from Puccinia triticina, 924 nucleotides. RefSeq lists its product as uncharacterized. The record is from RefSeq and is a predicted model, not a curated record. The transcript is spliced from 3 exons. NCBI's taxonomy places the organism in Eukaryota, Fungi, Basidiomycota, Pucciniomycetes, Pucciniales, Pucciniaceae. The coding region runs from base 1 to 924 and encodes 307 amino acids.